GCGGGGGGUGAGGUCGCCGGGAGUUCAGCCCCCUCGCGCCCCCGCCCCUCCCUCCUUCCCCCCCGCGCUUCUUCACCUGCUGCCCCGGCGCGCGCGGGCGGGGGCGGAGGGCGCGCGCGCGCGCGCAGGCGGCGAGGCUCCGGGUCGCCGGAGGUGAGGCGAGCGGAGGCCCGGCCAGGAUGGCGCCGCGGGCCCGGGGGCCGCCGCUGCUGUGGCUCGCGAUCCCGCUGCUGCUGUCGCUGGGUCCUUCCGCUGCGGCGUCCAAGCUCAACAUCCCCAAAGUGCUGCUGCCCUUCACGCGGGCCACGCGCGUCAACUUCACGCUGGAGGCCUCGGACGGCUGCUACCGCUGGUCGUCCACUCGGCCGGAGGUGGCCAGCAUCGAGCCGCUGGGCCUGGACGAGCAACAGUGCUCCCGGAAGGCCGUGGUCCAGGCCCGCCUGUCCCAGCCCACCCGCCUGACCAGCAUCAUCUUCGCAGAGGACAUCAUGACGGGCCAGGUCCUGCGCUGUGAUGCCAUCGUGGACCUCAUCCAUGACAUUCAGAUAGUCUCCACCACCCGCGAGCUCUACCUUGAAGACUCACCCCUGGAACUGAAGAUCCAGGCUCUGGACUCUGAAGGGAACACGUUUAGCACCCUGGCUGGCCUGGUCUUCGACUGGAUGAUCGUGAAGGACACGGAAGCAGACGGGUUCUCAGACUCCCACAACGCACUGCGGAUCCUCACUUUCUUGGAGUCUACGUACAUCCCUCCCGCCUACAUCUCAGAGAUGGAGAAGGUAGCCAAGCAGGGGGACACCAUCCUGGUGUCUGGGAUGAAGACGGGGAGCUCCAAACUCAAGGCGCGCAUCCAGGAGGCUGUUUAUAAGAACGUACGCCCUGCAGAAGUCAGGCUCCUGAUUUUGGAGAACAUCCUUCUGAACCCAGCGUACGAUGUCUACCUGAUGGUGGGGACCUCCAUUCGCUACAAGGUGCAGAAAAUCAGGCAAGGAAAAAUUACAGAACUCGCUAUGCCUUCCGAUCAGUAUGAGCUGCAGCUCCAGAACAACGUCCCAGGCCCUGAUGGUGACCAGGCCCAGCCCGUGACCAUGUUGGACCAGGAAACGUCCACGGUGACCGCAGUGCACCUGGGACAGAGCAGCCUCGUCCUCGGCCACCGAAGUAUCCGCAUGCAGGGGGCUUCCAGGUUACCCAACAGCACGAUUUACGUGGUUGAACCGGGAUACCUGGGGUUUUCCAUUCACCCCGGUGACAGGUGGGUGCUGGAGACUGGCCGCCUGUAUGAAAUGACGGUCGAGGUGUUUGAUAAGUCUAGCAACAAGGUCUACCUGUCGGACAACAUCCGAAUCGAAACCAUGCUUCCUCCUGAGUUCUUCGAGGUGCUCUGGUCUUCCCAGAACGGGUCGUACCAUCACGUCAGGGCGAUAAGGAGGGGCCAGACGACCAUCGAGGCGGCGCUCACCUCCGUGGUGGACCAGGAUGGAGGUGUCCAUGUGUUACGGGCGCCUGUGCGGAAUCAGCAGGAGGUGGAGAUCCACAUCCCCAUCACCCUUGUGCCAAGCAUCCUGACGUUUCCAUGGCAACCGAAGACCGGCGCCUAUCAGUAUACAAUAAAGGCCCACGGCGGGAGCGGGAACUUCAGCUGGUCGUCUUCAAGUUACGUGGUUGCCACGGUCACCGUCAAGGGUGUGAUGACCACAGGCAGUGACAUCGGCGUCAGUGUGAUCCAGGCAAACGAUGUGCAGAACCCUCUACAUUUUGGCGAGAUGAAGGUAUAUGUCAUUGAGCCCAGCAGCAUGGAAUUUGCCCCCUGCCAGGUGGAGGCCCGGGUGGGCCAGACCCUGGAGCUGCCCCUGAGGAUCAGUGGCCUCAUGCCUGGCGGGGCCAGCGAGGUUGUCACCCUAAGCGACUGUUCCCACUUCGACUUGGUGGUGGAGGUGGAGAACCAGGGCGUGUUUCAGCCGCUCCCAGGGAGGCUGAAGCCAGGGUCUGAGCACUGCAGUGGCGUGAGGGUGAGAGCUGAGGUCCAGGGGUAUACCGUGCUCAUCGUCAGCUACAAACAUGGCCAUGUCCACCUGAGUGCCAGGAUCACCAUAGCUGCCUACUUGCCCCUCAAGUCUGUGGACCCCUCCUCUGUUGCCUUGGUAACCCUGGGCUCCUCCAAGGAGAUGCUGUUUGAAGGCGGUCCCCGACCCUGGGUCCUGGAGCCUUCCAAGUUCUUCCGGAACAUCACGUCUGAGGAUAUGGACAGCAUCAGUCUGGCUCCCAUUGGGCCCCCUGCCUCCUGGAACUACCAGCAACACUGGAUCCUUGUGACUUGCCAGGCUUUGGGCGAGCAGGUCAUCGCCCUCUCGGUGGGAAACAAGCCCAGCAUCACCAACCCCUUCCCCGUGGUGGAGCCUGCCGUGGUGAAGUUUGUCUGUGCCCCUCCGUCCAGACUCACCCUCACGCCUGUCUACGCCAGUCCACAGCUGGACCUGUCCUGUCCGCUGCUGCAGCAGAACAAGCAGGUGGUCCCUGUCUCCAACCACCGCAACCCCCUGCUGGAUCUGGCAGCCUAUGACGAGCAGGGGCGCAGGUUCGACAACUUCAGCUCCUUGAGUGUCCAGUGGGAGUCCACCAGGCCGUUGCUGGCCAGCACUGAACUGGAUCUGCCCAUGCAGCUAGUGUCCCGGGACGACGGAAGUGGCCAGAAGAAGUUGCAUGGUUUGCAGGCCAUUUCAGUCCACGAGGCGUCGGGAACCACGGCCAUCUCUGCCACCGCGACUGGCUACCAGCAGUCCCACCUUAGUGCUGCCAAACUGAAGCAACCGGCUGAGCCUCUCGUGCCCGUGUCGGCCUCCAUAGAGCUGAUUCUGGUGGAAGACGUGCGAGUGAGCCCAGAGGAAGUGACCAUCUACAACCACCCUGCCGUCCAGGCGGAACUCCAAAUCAGGGAAGGUUCUGGCUACUUCUUUCUCAACACCAGCGUGGCAGACAUCGCCAGGGUGGUCUACCAGGAGGUCAGAGGCAUGGCCACGGUACAUCCUUUGCUCCCAGGCACGUUGACCGUCAUGAUCCACGACUUGUGUCUGGCCUUCCCUGCCCCAGCCAAGGCCGAAAUCUACAUCUCGGACAUCCAGGAGCUGUACGUCCGGGUGGUUGACAAGGUGGAGAUCGGGAAGACGGUCAGGGCCUACGUCCGCGUGCUGGACUGUCACAAGAAGCCUUUCCUGGCCAAAUACUUGGCCUUCAUGGACCUGAAGCUCCGGGCAGCCUCCCAGAUUGUCACCUUGGUGGCCCUCGACGAAGCCCUCGACAACUACACGGCCACCUUCCUUGUCCACGGCGUGGCCAUCGGCCAGACCAGUCUGACUGCAACUGUGACCGAUAAAGCCGGACAGAGAGUCAACUCAGCCCCACAGCAGAUUGAAGUCUUUCCCCCAUUUCGAUUGAUACCCAGGAAGGUGACGCUGAUCAUUGGGGCCACGAUGCAGAUCACCUCGGAGGGCGGCCCUCAGCCACAGUCCAACAUCCAGUUCUCCAUCAGCGACGAGAGUGUGGCGGUGGUGAACAGCACCGGGCUGGUACGGGGGCUCGCCGUCGGCAAUGGCACCGUCUCCGGGGUGGUGCAGGCGGUGGAUGCCGAGACUGGCAAAGUCAUCGUCGUCUCCCAGGAUCGUGUGGAGGUGGAAGUGCUGCUUCUCCGGGCAGUGAGGAUCCGAGCCCCCAUCACACGGAUGAGGACGGGCACCCAGAUGCCUGUCUACAUCACCGGAGUCACCAACAGCCAGAACCCGUUCUCGUUUGGCAAUGCCGUGCCAGGCCUAACCUUCCACUGGUCCGUCACCAAAAGGGACAUCCUGGACAUCCGGGGACGGCACCACGAGGCAUCCCUCCAGCUCCCAUCGCAGUACAACUUUGCCAUGAACGUGCUUGGCCGCGUGAAAGGCCGGACUGGGCUGAAGGUGGUAGUCAAGGCUCUGGACCCCACGGCCGGGCAGCUGCAAGGCCUUGCCAAGGAGAUCUCUGACGAGAUCCAAAUCCAGGUAUUUGAGAAGCUACUGCUGCUGAACCCUGAAAUAGAAGCAGAACAAAUAUUAAUGUCACCCAACUCAUUUAUAAAGCUUCAGACAAACAGGGACAGCGCGGCAUCUCUGAGCUACCGUGUUCUAGAGGGACCUGAGAAGGUUCCUGUCGUGCAUGUCGAUGAAAAAGGCCUCCUGGUGUCAGGAUCCAUGAUUGGGACCUCCACGGUCGAAGUGAUCGCCCAGGAGCCUUUCGGGGCCAAUCAGACCAUCACUGUUGCUGUAAAGGUAUCUCCCGUUUCCUACCUGCGGCUUUCCAUGAGCCCCAUCCUGCACACCCAGAGCAAGGAGGCUCUGGUCGCCCUGCCCUUGGGAAUGACUGUGACCUUCACUGUCCACUUCCAUGACAGCUCCGGAGACGUCUUCCACGCUCACAACUCGGUCCUCAACUUUGCAACUAACAGAGACGACUUUGUGCAAAUUGGGAAGGGCGCCACCAACAACACCUGUGUCGUCCGCACCAUCAGCGUGGGUCUGACACUGCUCAGCGUGUGGGAUGCGGAGCAUGUGGGUCUCGCCGACUUCGUCCCACUGCCCGUCCUGCAGGCCAUCUCCCCGCAGCUGUCCGGAGCCGUGGUGGUGGGAGAUGUCCUUUGUUUGGCCACUGGCCUGAUGAGCCUAGAAGGCCUCUCAGGAACCUGGAGCUCCUCAGCCAACAGCAUCCUCCACGUGGACCCCAAGACGGGCGUGGCCGUGGCCCAGGAUGCGGGUGCCGUGACGGUGUACUACGAGGUGGCCGGGCACCUGAGAACCUACAAAGAGAUAAUAAUCAGCGUCCCUCAGAGAAUCGUGGCCCGCCACAUCCGCACCGUCCAGCCCAGCUUCCAGGAGGUUACAGCCUCCAAAGUGAUCAUCGUCGUGGGGGACAGACGUUCUAACCUGAGAGGUGAGUGCUCUCCUGCCCAGAUGGAAGCCAUCGAGAACUUGCAUCCAGAAUCCCUCAUCAACUGCCAGCUCCAGUUCAAGCAAGACAUCUUUGAUUUCCCGGCCCGUGACAUUUUCACCACAGAGCCUGGGUUUGACGCCACUCUGGGUCAGUACGUCUGCUCCGUCACGAUGCACAGACUGACGGACAAACAGCUGAAGCACCUCAGUAUGAAGAAGACAGCACUUGUGGUCACUGCUUCCAUCCCCAACAGCCACUUCUCUGGAGAGCAGGUCGGGGCCGAGGUGCCCUUCAGCCCAGGGCUCUACGCCAACCAGGCUGAAAUCCUCUUGAGCAACCACUACACCAGCUCUGAGGUCAAGGUCUUUGGUGCCUCAGAGAUUCUGGAGAACCUGGAGGUGAGGUCCGGGUCCCCUGCUGUGUUUGCCUUCGUGAAGGAGAAGUCUUUCGGGCUGCCCAGCUUUAUCACAUACACAGUUGGCGUCUCUGACCCUGCAGCCGGCAGCCAGGGGCCUCUGACCACCAUGCUGACCUUCUCCAGCCCCACGACCAACCAGGCCAUCUCCAUCCCGGUCACCGUGGCCUUCGUGCUGGAUCGCCGCGGGCCUGGUCCUCAUGGAGCCAGCCUCUUCCAGCAUUUUCUGGAUUCCUACCAAGUCAUGUUCUUCACGCUCUUCGCCCUGCUGGCCGGGACUGCUGUCAUGAUCAUAGCCUACCACACGGUCUGCACGCCCCGAGAGCUCGCCGCCCACCCAGCCUUCUCUCCCAGAGCCAGCCCCCGGCACAGCCCCAGCUAUUUUGCUGCCUCAUCGCCAGCGACCUUCAAUGCACUGCCUCCUGGCCGCAAAGCCAGCCCUCCAUCGGGGCUGUGGAGCCCAGCUUACGCCUCCCACUAGCCAGCAGCUCAUGGGAGCCGGGUGCCGACAGGCUAGCAGCUCCAGGAUAGCCACCGAGACCUGCAUGCCUUCGAUGACAGUGAAAUGCCUGCUUUGAGCCCCUCAUGCCCCCAGCCCCCACCGUUACCAACUAGGCUGCCUCCUCCAUUUUGAUGGCGCUAUAUUUUAGAUUGUGCUCAUUAGCUUAUUCUUACAGUAGGACUUCAAGGUUUUUUGUUUUUUUUUCUUUAGACUCUUGCAAAGCUAAGACUUUUGGCUCAUUCUUUUCUGCAUGGUGGCCUAGGGUUUCUGGACCAUCUGCAUGGGUGUUUUUAUUUUCCUCAAGUCACAAAAUCAUCCGCUUCUCAAGGCUUUGAGCAGUUACAGCUCUCUUUAGAGGAUGUGCAUAGCUGAUGUUACAGUAGUGGUCUCAGGGAAAGAGUUUCUUAAUUACUUUUUUUGGUGGGGGAGGGGUGGUGCUUUUUCCCCUGUGAAAACUUACUUUUCCCCUAGUCUGGCUGCUGCUAGGAGAUUAGGGGGAGUGGACAGGCGUGAGCAUCCUGUGUUCUGGAAGACUCCUGCCCCUUCCCAGCCAGCCACUGCACAGGCAGCCUCAGGAAAGCAUUGUCCGGGAACCACCAUGAUGGCUUGGCUUAUGGCGAGAUGCCUAAAAUCCACACAAGAGUUACGAACCAGUUUCAUUUUUUCCCGUCUUUCGGGCCACUGUGAAUAGACCAUCAGUCCUCUGUGUGUGUUUGUCUUAUAAGCUGUCAGAUCAUCUCAUGGACUUGGCUUCAGCCCCUCCAUUCAGAACAGCCUGGGUGGGGGGUCCGUCGGGCUUUCCCUCUCCCGCCUUCUCCUUAGCACAUGGACAUCCAGAAUCCUCAUUAGGGCAAUGUCCUGGAGCUGGAGAAGGGGCUCUUCGGGUCCAAGAAGCCAUUAGCACAAAGAUUCAAUGUUCAUCCGUCCCUCCGUCUUGUACCCCAUGCCCGAGAACCUCAGCAUACCUGAGCCUCUGCCCUGCCCUGUGUGAGCCCAGCCUCGGCCUCACCCGCCGUCAGGUCACCAGGCCCCAAGGGCCCCCAGGCAGCUUCCCAGCAGACCCCAGACCCCAGCCUGGAACCCGUGAGGAGGGGGACAAGCAAACCUCCAGGAAGAGAUUCUCCAAGAAGCUGGGGAGAGGGAAAGACCACCCUGGAAACUCCCUCUCACCCACGCUCCUCGUUCAGGCCCUCGGAGCCCCCUCGGAAUGUGGCCCGCCUCUGCUCCUUGCCAAGGAGACGUGCUGCUCUCAGGAAGAUCUGGAGAUUCACACCCCGGUUUGACUCUGAAGACAAAGUGUGACUCCACUUCCAGUCCUUCGGGACUGGGCUCUGUGAUUUCUUUUUCUAAAACUGGAGAAAGGAAGAAUUGUGCCUUGCAUAGCACUUGAGCUCAAACUGACAACUUGGAUGUAAAUAGGAGCAUUUCUACUUGGUUUAUUUAAUAAAGCGCUAUAUAAUUUCUUAA
Messenger RNA from Choloepus didactylus (southern two-toed sloth), 7337 nucleotides. RefSeq names its product nucleoporin 210 (gene NUP210). NCBI's taxonomy places the organism in Eukaryota, Metazoa, Chordata, Mammalia, Pilosa, Megalonychidae. The record is from RefSeq and is a predicted model, not a curated record. The transcript is spliced from 40 exons. The coding region runs from base 180 to 5849 and encodes 1889 amino acids. Gene Ontology annotation, cellular component: nuclear pore.